AUGGAAAAAACAGGCCCAAAAGUAAAAUUUGUGUGCGAAAUUAGAGGCUGAAGUGACCUAGGAGAGAUUUACGUAAACAAGAAUAUUGGGGUGUGGAAGAAAUGUUAUGAAAGGGAUUAUAGAGGGGAAAGGUGGGAAGAGAUCGAUUUUGAGAGGAUUAGAGGAGAGAUAGAACAGAUAGGAGGGGUUGUUAAUCGGCUAGCCCAGUCCAAACUUGACAGCUCUGAUGAUCUCAGCGAGAAAGCAGCAGAAGAACUUAAAGAAGAAAUUGAAGCAUGCAAGAAGAAAUUCGAAGAAAUACAGGAGAAUUUACUAAAAGCAGCUUCUGAAUCUGACUACACUGAAUGCUUAGCAAUAGAAGAUAAUGUCAAAAAUAAAUUUAGAGGACUCCUAUUGGAGGAGGAAAUGGAGAAAGUAUUUUCAGCAAUUAAAGCCAGGGAAGUUCAGUCCUUCCUUGCCAAUUUAUUUCCACAGAGUAGCACGGAAGAAGAUGAAACAGAGAGUCAAGAAAGACAAAAUAUGCCUUCUACUGAGUCUUGAGAAAUAGAAAAUAAUGGGAUGAGUUGAUCAAAUCAAGGUAGUCGUAUUCAGUACACUGAAAAUGAAAGUUCUAUGACUGAGGAGAAUAAAGAUUCAAGACAUAAUAAUAGAAACCAAAUGAACUCAACAGCAGUUAUCGAAAGAUAUCUUUCCAUUGCGCUGGAAGGACUGAAUAGAGACUGGGGUAUCUUGAUAUAAAACCUUCUUUAACCUUCAAAUACUAUCACAAAAACCCAGAUUUUCAGUUUAUGCUUUUCAAAAAGAUAAUCUGUGGAAUCAGAUUGUGUAUAAAUACAAACAUUAAUAUAUUCCUUAAAAUGAAACUUAAGCACACCAUUAAUGUCCUUGAUUCUAAACAUGGAACAGUUUGAGCCCUCUUCAAGCUACGCCUAAGCCUAAAUACCCCCAAAGACCUUGAAUUUCUUGACGAUAUUAACAGCGCUAGCUCAAAAAUUGAAGAUGAUCAAGCAAGACUUGUCAAUGUGAAUUCCAUACUCUUCAACAACGUCCCAGAUCCCAAAGAUAAUGCUAUAAAACAAGACUUCGAACAAAAUCAUGAAAGCACUGAGAUUUCAGGCUGAGGGUCCAUUAAGAAUUAUCUUAUGAGGUUUUUCCCUGAAGAGGUAAAAGAAUUUAGCUUCAAUAAGGGAGGGGUUCUCAGCUCAAAUUUUUCUUACUAUGAAGAUGGGGUAUUACAAGCCUGCUCGAAGACUCUCAGAAAAGUUGGGAUCUAUAACUAUGAGUUAACAUCAACCCAACUGUUCUGUAUUCUGUUGACUUCUCAAAAGAGUAGAUUGGUUGACCUGGAGGGAUGCAAAUUUGAUCUGAGCACUGAAUUUGACUUUACAUACGCACUGGAAGACUCAAACAUAAGCAAAAUAAGCCUAGCCUCUUGUAGUUUAAUAGGCCAGAACAGUUGGGAAGAGAGCCCAGACUCUUUGAUCAAGCUGCUCAAUAGUUUGCUCAAAUGCUCUAGCAUGAAUAAGAGUUUAAAGCACUUGGUACUGUCUAAAACCGACUGUGAACAGCUGAAAUUCGAAAGAUACCUUGAUUUGAAUGACAUAAAGAUAAAAAUUAUCAAGGCUCCUUAA
This is a messenger RNA of Moneuplotes crassus, 1631 nucleotides long. The record is from the annotation of a GenBank genome assembly. Lineage: Eukaryota; Ciliophora; Spirotrichea; Euplotida; Euplotidae.